Messenger RNA from Owenia fusiformis, 322 nucleotides. NCBI's taxonomy places the organism in Eukaryota, Metazoa, Annelida, Polychaeta, Sabellida, Oweniidae. The record is from the annotation of a GenBank genome assembly.
GACAUAUUGAGCAACUUAGAUUGAGAUCAUCAGAGACUUCAUUUGAACAACUGGAUAACAACAUUUUGGCUCAUAAGAGUGAACCAGAUGAAAAGAUUACUGAUUUCGACAGGUUUCAAGAGAAUCCAAUUGUACCUUCUGAUCUACCAUGUUCUAAGCCUGUAGAGUCUAAAUAUGAUGGGCAAACCCCAGUCAAGGAAAAACACAGUUCAGAUAGUUCAAUUCAAAAAGAUCAGAGUGAACAAUUGAAAACCCAUAUUGAUUUGAGUCCAAAACGUACUACAGGGCGUCACAAAAAAGUAUACCCAACUUCAAAGCCAGG